ACCUGUGCAAGUGCUAUAAAUGCUCCCAAAUGAUUCCACAUUGUAUUACAAAUUACAGAAAACCUAGAGGUAACUGCAAAGUAUAAAAAUGAAGCAAAUACUUAUUCUUUCAAUUGUGUGCGUACUUGCAGUCCAUUUUGUAAGUUCCGUUAGUCUCCAAAAGGGUACACUUGAUAUCAUAGAGGGCAAUUGCACCAGUCCAAAUCCAAAACAGGCAGUAUUGAAAGAUUAUGUCCACAAGACUAGCAUUCCUUUUGUCAAAAGAGACGAAACAGUUGAAUGGCACGGUGAUCAAAAAAUUUACUGCGUAACAGCCAUCAGUCUUAAGAGCGCCGAAAAAGGUUCAACUGCUUGGAUCUCAGAUGGUGGAGUUAACCACACCUACAUCGCAAUCGAACUGGAAUCUGGUAGAGGGCAUGGCUUGGAAUACAACGUUACCAUUUAUGCUAAAUAAUGUUAUUGAGGUGUUUAAAAGAGUUUGUGUGAUUAUAAAAUAAACGAAAUAAAACCAUAA
This is a messenger RNA of Diabrotica virgifera virgifera (western corn rootworm), 514 nucleotides long. RefSeq lists its product as uncharacterized. NCBI's taxonomy places the organism in Eukaryota, Metazoa, Arthropoda, Insecta, Coleoptera, Chrysomelidae. The coding region runs from base 89 to 454 and encodes 121 amino acids. The transcript is spliced from 2 exons. The record is from RefSeq and is a predicted model, not a curated record.